ACCAACUCCAACAAAAUGUUCUCUUUUCAAAGUAAAUUUUGGUGAAGUAGGUAGCCUCUUUCUACUGCAAAUCCGAAUACAAUUUUCAUUCUGAGACAUCGCAAUAACAUCACUCCAAAAUGAAUUACAAAAAAACUUCCUUAUUGAUUUUAAUACUUGUGUUGCUUCAACAUUACACUUCUGACGACGAUAUUCACUUCGAAAAAAACUUUAUUAUUGUAAAAGGUGCUGAUUCUUCGUUUCGACAACUUGUGGAUAUAUCGUCUUUAAAUAAAUCAGAUUUAUCGGUGUGCUCGUCUCAAAAUUCGUAUUACUGUGUCAGAUGGGAUGGCUACGCUCAAUUCAACGUCUCUAAGCAAGAUAAUAUAUGUAAAAAUUUCGAAUAUAAGACGACUUCAACAGACAAUCUGAAAGUAAGCUUUGACUUGAAAAAUAUACACGUUUACGGUGGAGCUGAAAGGAGAACUCAGUCAUGGCCCAUCGAAUCAUCGACAUACUCUGCUUUUCCCUUUGUUUCGAGUAAAGUCGAUGAUCAAGCAGUUUUAGAACCAUUUUGGUUGUUUUCCGAUGGCAGUUAUCUGUUUAUCGAUAAACAAACUCCGUUAUUCAUCUCGAUCAACAAAAGUGCAAAUACAUUCACAAUUAUAGCGGAGAACAAAGAUCCGUAUUUAAAAAAAAAUCAGACCGUGCUGAAGUACAGAAUAUGUAAACUACCUGAUAUGAAAGCGGCUUAUUUACACGCUGUAAAUAACGUUAUCCAAAGACCGCAGGUUAUAGUCGAUGUUGACACUAUACGUAAACCAAUCUGGUCAACGUGGGCUGCGUACAAAACUAACAUAUCUGAAAUAAUAGUAAAAAAUUUCGUAGACGAAAUUUUAAAACGCCAUUUUCCCAUAAGUCAUGUAGAAAUAGACGAUAAAUGGGAAACCUGCUAUGGUAGUUUGACCGUAAACAAGACUCGGUUCCCAGACUUGAAGAAGCUCACAGCGGAUUUGAAAAAACGAAAAGUCAAAAGCACCAUUUGGGUUCAUCCAUUUAUCAACGUCGAUUGUCAACCAUUCCACGACGAAGCCAAAAAGAAGGGAUAUUUUGUAAAAAAUGACACUGGCACUACCGUAGAAUGGUGGAACGGCAAAGGUGGUUAUAUAGAUUUUACUAAUCCGGACGCCUAUGAAUGGUUUAGAAAACGACUCGAAGCUUUGAAGAAUUCUACCGGUAUAGAUGCUUUUAAAUUCGACGCCGGUGAAAGUGAUUGGGCUCCUGACAAUCCAGUGUUUAAAAACCCCGAUAAUAGCGAUUAUCCAGAUUCGUCGUUGAAGAAUUAUGUCAAGUUAGCAUCUAGUUUUGGGAACAUGGUUGAAGUUCGAGUUGGUAAAGGUACUCAGCAGUAUCCGGUGUUUGUUCGAAUGAUAGAUCGUAACAGUACUUGGGAUCAAAGCGCCGGACUGUUGUCUUUGAUACCAACGUUACUUCAAAUGAAUAUUAUCGGAUAUCCAUUCGUAUUACCUGAUAUGAUCGGAGGUAAUGAGUACGAUAACGAAGUUCCCGAUGAAGAAUUAUUCAUAAGAUGGUUGCAAAUAAAUGUAUUCAUGCCAACGUUGCAGUUCUCCAUUCCUCCUUGGAAUUAUGGUAACAAAACGUGCGAAAUCGUCUUUAAAAUGCUUAAAAUACGCAAUAGCUUUUCCAAUCUCGUACUGCAGUCGAUGAAACAAUUCGUCAAGAAAGGUAUUCCGGUCAACCCUCCUUUAUGGUGGAUAGAUCCUAAUGAUAAUGUGACGUACACUAUCGAUUCACAAUUCAUGUUGGGAGAAGAAGUUCUGGUAGCUCCUGUGCUUACCAAAGGAGCUAAAAGUCGAGACAUAUACCUACCAAAAGGAAUUUGGCAGGAUGGUAAUCAUAAAAAGGAUAAAAAAAUUAAUGGACCUAAGUGGCUGCGUAGUUAUAAAGUAGAUUUAGAUACGCUGCCAUAUUUUAUUAAAAUGAAUAAUUCAGGAAAGCCUAAUCAGGGUGUCUAACGGUCCUUCCAGUCCUUCUAGGUCAGUAAAAGUUUGUCUUUUU
This is a messenger RNA of Planococcus citri (citrus mealybug), 2058 nucleotides long. RefSeq names its product myogenesis-regulating glycosidase-like. Lineage: Eukaryota; Metazoa; Arthropoda; Insecta; Hemiptera; Pseudococcidae. Gene Ontology annotation, molecular function: hydrolase activity, hydrolyzing O-glycosyl compounds. The transcript has 5 exons. The record is from RefSeq and is a predicted model, not a curated record. Gene Ontology annotation, biological process: carbohydrate metabolic process. The coding region runs from base 120 to 2015 and encodes 631 amino acids.